This is a messenger RNA of Lactuca virosa, 1668 nucleotides long. Lineage: Eukaryota; Viridiplantae; Streptophyta; Magnoliopsida; Asterales; Asteraceae. The record is from the annotation of a GenBank genome assembly.
AUGAUCAGAAGGCAAACGAACGACAAAAUCCCCAAUUUUCAUCAACGUUCAAGCUUAUGGAGCAAAUGCACGACUUUCAGAAAACUCAGACAAAUCCACGCGUACAUGGUCGUCAAUGGCUUCAACACGAGUAAAUUUAACGUCAGAGAACUUAUAUACGUCUCUGCUUUGGUUAUACCUUCCGGCAUUAGUUAUGCACACCAAGUGUUCGAUCAUAUCACCCAACCGGACCGCUUCAUGUGGAACACCAUGCUUAGAGGCUCAGCUCAAAGCCCCAACCCCGCGAACACCGUUUCUCUGUUCACCCAGAUGGAAAGACGCGGCAUUCAGCCUGAUCGUUACACGUUUCCGUUUGUCCUCAAGGCCUGCACAAAGCUUUCUUGGUCUAUUCUGGGAUGUGCUGUUCAUGGAAAGAUUACGAAACAUGGAUUUGACGAGAAUACAUUUGCGAAGAACACACUCAUCUAUUUUCAUGCUAAUGUCGGAGAAAUAGAGAUCGCUAGUGCCUUAUUUGAUUCUUCUGCUACCAAACAAGUUGUUGCAUGGUCAGCUUUGACUGCCGGUUACGCAAGGAGAGGAAACUUGGGUAUGGCAAGGAAGGUGUUCGACGAAAUGCCUGAGAAAGAUUUGAUUUCUUGGAACGUUAUGAUUACAGCGUAUGCAAAGAUGAGACAGAUGGAAAGCGCCAAGGCGUUAUUCACUCUGGUACCAAAUCCAGAUAUCGUGACAUGGAAUGCCAUGAUAGCAGGCUACGUAACCUCUGGUAUGCACACACAUGCACUCCAGAUGUUCGAUGAAAUGACACGUGUAGGAGAACAACCCGAUGAGGUAACAAUGUUGACCCUUGUCACAGCAUGCACAAACUCAGGCGACUUAGACAUUGGUGAGAAGAUCCAUCGUUCUGUUUUAUCCUUAGGUGGAGGGAAAUUAAGCAUUUUACUUGGAAACGCUCUUAUAGACAUGUAUGCUAAAUGUGGUGAAAUUGAUAAAGCAUUCAAGAUUUUCAACAACAUGAAGGAAAAAGUUGUAACAACAUGGAACUCCAUAAUCGGAGGCUUAGCUUUCCAUGGUGACUCAGAGGAAGCCAUUAAUGUAUUCAAAAGGAUGCGUAAAAUCAAGAUAACCCCAAAUGAGAUCACCUUUGUUGGGGUGUUAGUUGCUUGUAGCCAUGCGGGUAGGGUUCAAGAAGGUCAAGAAUAUUUCAAUCUUAUGAAAAAGGAAUACAAAAUUAAGCCAAACAUAAGGCAUUAUGGAUGCAUGGUUGAUCUUUUUGGACGUGCAGGGUUGUUAAAUGAAGCUUUUGAGUUUAUAAAUCAAAUGGAGAUUGAGCCGAAUGAUAUUAUUUGGAGGACUUUGCUUGGGGCUUGUAGAGUUCAUAAUCAUGUUGAAUUGGGUAAGAUUGCAAAUGAGAAGUUAUUGAAAUUGAGAAAAGGUGAAAGUGGUGAUUAUGUGUUGUUAUCGAAUAUAUAUGCUUCACAAGGUGAGUGGGGUGGAGCUGAGAAGUUGAGAAAGGUGAUGGAUGAUAAAGGAGUGAGGAAAGAGGCUGCAAGUAGUUUAGUUGAUGCGGAUGAAAGGAUGCUCAUGCGUUUCUUAUUUGACUCAAAACCUCAAAUGGAAGUCGAUAAGUUUAAGACAAAAGUUCAUAUGAAAUCUUUUGAUGUGAAGUAG